Messenger RNA from Peniophora sp. CBMAI 1063, 1020 nucleotides. The record is from the annotation of a GenBank genome assembly. NCBI's taxonomy places the organism in Eukaryota, Fungi, Basidiomycota, Agaricomycetes, Russulales, Peniophoraceae.
AUGGUCCGCACUACGACUCUCGGCGGAUCCGCCAAGGAUAUCUCUGUCGCCAAAGUCGGCACGGGGCUCAUGAUGCUGACCUGGACGCCCAAGCCUACUCCUGAUGAGCAGGCCUUCGAGGCGAUCAAGGCUGCCAUUGACGCCGUCCCCGCUGGAUCCAAGAUGCUCUUGAAUAGCUCUCAGUUUUAUGCGCAAGACUUCGGUACCGCCAAUCUCGAGCUCCUCGCCCGCUUCUUCGACAAGCAUCCGGGAUACGCCGAUAAGGUGAUCCUGAGCGUCAAGGGUGGUACCAAGCCCAACACUGUCGUCCCUGACCCUUCCCCCGAGGGUAUUCGCACCUCGGUCGAGCUCUGCGUCAAGGCACUUCGUGGCACCAAGAAGAUCGACAUCUUUGAGAACGCACGUGUGUCGCGCGAGACACCUCUCGCCACGCAGUACGAGACCUUCAAGGCCUUGAUCGAGGAAGGCCUGAUCGGUUACAUUGGCCUGUCCGAGUGCAGUGCGGCAACUGUUCGCGAGGUCAACGAGAUUGUCCCCGUCGCUGCUGUUGAGAUUGAGGUCAGCCCAUGGAGUUACGAGGAGGAGACCAAGAAAGUGAUCGCAACUUGCGCUGAGCUUGGUAUCGCCGUCGUCGCAUACUCUCCUCUCGGACGCGGCUUUUUGACUGGCGAGCUGCCGAAGCUCGAGGAGGGCGACAUGCGCAACCGCUUCUCGCGCUUUCAGGGCGACAACUUGAAUAACAACUACAAGCUCGUCGAGGCGCUCAAGAAGUUCGCAGAGAAGAAGGGCAUCACGGCUGCUCAGCUUUGCCUCGCCUGGGUGCAGUCCCUCGGCGAGCGUGUCAUCCCUAUUCCAGGAUCCAGCAAGGCCUCGCGCGUUAUCGACAACAUCAAGACGAGCGACAUCACGCUCUCGAGCGAGGAGCGCGCCGAGCUUGACCAGAUCUUGAAGGACAUUCCUGUCUCGGGCGGUCGUUACGUUGAUAGCGUGCCGGACCACGUCUUGCACCUCUGGGGUUGA